Medioppia subpectinata is the source of this 838-nucleotide messenger RNA. NCBI's taxonomy places the organism in Eukaryota, Metazoa, Arthropoda, Arachnida, Sarcoptiformes, Oppiidae. The record is from the annotation of a GenBank genome assembly.
GCAAUGCUGUAGUCUCUCGCGUACUCUCUCUUCACACAAAAGUCUCCGUAUUUAAAGUUCUCGUACUAUAAGUACAGUAUACUAAUAGUUAUCCUACAUAUCGUACAGGAGUUCUUGAAUUAUGAUUAUUGGAUAUUAUAUUUCAAAUCAAAAAUCAUAAGUCAAUUAUAAAUAUUAAUAUUAUGUUUAGAUAAUAUUUCACUCACAAGAAGAGUCUUCGAGAGAGUGUUUUGUGUGUGAGUGAGAAGUGAAAUAUCAUUUUGACUCAAAACUUAUACAACAACCAAAUAGUGUACAAAAAAGUGUAAUAAAUAUGGAAAUAAAUGGUAUUAAUAGAGGGGAAGGCGUUGUCGUACAGAAUCUGUGCUUCGGUUACAACAGGAGCGGCAAACCCGAGAUCCAGGACGCGAACCUAUGUGUGCCCCGAGGGGUCAUCUAUGGCCUACUCGGGCCCAGCGGUUGCGGAAAGACUACACUUUUGCGGUGUAUUAUCGGCCGAUUGAAGCCCAGGAAAGGACUCGUCCGCGUCUUUGACACACAGCCAGGAACUGGUGAAAGUGGUAUUCCAGGUCCGGGCAUUGGAUAUAUGCCGCAAGAAUUGGCGCUAAUAUCGCAGUUCACAAUCAAAGAGACCCUCAGAUAUUACGCCGGCUUUUGUAAUACCGAUCGCACAUUAUUUAAUAAACGAAUGCAUUUCUUAUUACAAUUGCUUGAGUUAUCACAUCUCGAGAACAAGUUUGUCGACAAUCUGUCCGGCGGUCAGAAACGUCGCGUCUCUUUGGCCAUCGCUCUCAUCAAUAAUCCUCCCCUUCUCAUCCUCGAUGAACCCACAGUCAGU